ACCCCUCUCACGUUUGGAAUCCUCCAUUUCCGACUUUUAUGCAUGAAAAUGUACUCUUUGCAGGUUUUGUUGGUCUUGUUAACCUUAAACAGUUAACACCCACCCCCCCAUCCCCCUCAUCAGCUGCUGGUUUUGCUUGUCUUGUUUAACCUUAACACACACCGACCCCCCCACCCCCUCUCUCUUCAUCAGCUUCACACUUUUCUUGUUCCUAGUUUUAUUAUUAGCAUAUUGCCAUUAAUUCAGUAGUCUGUAUGACAUCCUAUUCAUUUAUCAUCGUCGGUCUUCCUUUGGUUCUUGGGACCAUCUCCCACCUUCUCCCAUUACUAUAAUCCUUCCAACUACAUUUAUUUGUUUAGGCAAAAAUUCGCACCCGUUUUCCCAACACUAUCCAUCUCCUUUUCAUCCUCAGGAGUAAUUAAAAUUCUCUCCUCGCCCUUCAAGCAAAGUUGCUUCAGCUUUUCUCUUUUUCCGCUUUUCUUGAUUCCUUCUUGCUUCUGGGUUUCUGUGUUUUUUUGCUUUUGGAGAUCUGUAGAAUUAAAAUGGGCUUGUCUAGAAAUAGUUGUACCAGCUCCGUAGACGCCUCAUUCUUCUCAAAGUCGCAUGCUUUAUGCACUACAGCUUCUGAUCAUGAUGGGUUCUGUGAAUUUGAUGAUUCUGAAGUAAAGUUCAAAUCUUUACUGUACAAAAUGAUCUGGGAUUUCGGUUUAGGUUGCGUCAUUCCCCGCCGCCAGCGGCGGAGCUCCGGCGAGAAUGAGGAGAAGGAUGGUGAUUGUGGUGGCUGCAGUUUAGAGCACAAUAAGGCUUGGUUGCUGGCGGAGUCUGGCGGCUGUGGGGUGGAGGAGCCACACUCAGUCCACUCCUCUUUUAGGUUCAGUUUCUGUUCUCAGGUUGAGCUCGAGUCCAUGACCGUGAAUAAUAGCUCUUCUGCUACUGUGUUAAUGGUGAAUUUGGACAAUGGCUUGUUGACUGAUUCCAAGUCUAGAGAGCUGAAAUGGAGGAGGAUUGAAUCACUGGAGAGGAGUAUUUCCCCUGUGGCACACUCUUUGAUUAGGUUCAGCUAUUCUGAAAUUCUCUCUGCCACAGGAAAUUUUUCAAAUGGUAGAGUAUUGGGGAGAGGGGCAUUGAGCUGUGUGUUUAAAGGAAGAGUGGGAAUUCUGAGGACCGCUGUGGCAAUCAAGCGGUUGGAUAAGGACGAUAAGGAGUCUUCAAAGGCAUUUUGCAGGGAGUUGAUGAUUGCAAGUUCUCUACAUAACCGUUACGUCGUUCCGCUGGUUGGAUUUUGUAUAGAUGCUGACGGGGGAUUGUUUUUGGUCUACAAAUAUGUUUCUGGUGGAAGCUUAGAGCAAUACUUGCAUGAGAAGAAGAGGGGGAUGACUGGCAGCACCGGACUCCCAUGGUCAGCUAGGUAUAAGGUUGCCAUGGGAAUUGCCGAGGCAAUUGAGUAUUUGCAUAGUGGAACAGAAAGAUGUGUUGUUCAUAGGGACAUUAAACCUUCAAACAUCCUUCUUUCCUCCAAGAAGACACCCAAGUUGUGUGACUUUGGUUUGGCAACAUGGACGCCUGCACCUUCAGUCCCAUUCCUUUGCAAAACUGUUAAAGGGACAUUUGGGUACUUAGCUCCUGAGUAUUUCCAGCAUGGAAAGGUGUCUGAUAAAACCGACAUUUAUGCGUUUGGCGUUGUGCUGUUGGAACUAAUAACUGGAAGGAAGCCAAUUGAAUCGAAACGCGGACCAGGAGAAGAAAAUUUGGUUUUGUGGGCAAAGCCACUGCUGGAGCAAGGAGGUGUAGAAAAGUUGCUUGAUCCACAGCUAACAUUCACCCAAAAGAACUCUGAGCAGAUAGCCCGGAUGGUUCGAGCUGCAACUGCUUGCAUAAACAAUGAGGAGUCUAGGAGGCCCGGGAUGGGCGAGAUUGUCAGAAUACUGCAAGGAAAAGAACUCAUUGGCUUAAACAGAAAGAAGGCCGUCUUGUCAGGUAACGGUAAUGUACACGAUAGCUACCCCCAAUCAUUGAAACGGACAAAGAGUGAAAUGAAAAGUCAUUUUGCAUUGGCCAUGCUAGGAGUUGAGUUUGAGGACGAUGAUCACCUCUACUGCCGGUGAUACUAACUUCAAGAAUCUGACCACCUUUUCUUUUCUGCUUUUAUUUUCUCUCAAGUCUUUGUUUUAGAUGUUUACUAAAAGAAACAAAUUUAGUAUUAGGGCCAGCAAGUUUGAUUUUGUAUAGAAAUGAUGUCGUGACAAGGUUUUUGUGAUUGUAUAGCCUGCAUCCUCCCUUCCUUACCUUAUCCGGGGAGAGAUGGCAUGAUUUCUUUUGCCAAGUUAGACAAAGAGGAAUAAUUUGCAGAUGUAGUUUGACUAAUGUUAUUUGGACAUCAUAUUAUUCUAUUUUCCCUAAGGGCUCACUCUUCA
Molecule: messenger RNA, 2414 nt
Organism: Sesamum indicum (sesame)
Lineage: Eukaryota; Viridiplantae; Streptophyta; Magnoliopsida; Lamiales; Pedaliaceae
Product: putative serine/threonine-protein kinase PBL7
Biological process (GO): protein phosphorylation
Molecular function (GO): protein kinase activity; ATP binding
Source: RefSeq, a predicted model, not a curated record